UUUGCGUUCUUUUAGGAACGCACUGGAAACGUUCGUGUCCGUGGUCUGUUCCUGUUCGACCUGUUCACUAUUCGCAACUAAUAUCGUGUGCGAAAAAAGAAAUAGGUGGGCCAGUGUGAGCGACGGGAAAACGAUAGCCAGACAUAUACUGGACAGCGUCGAAAUACCGACCGGACGGCAGCAAUUGUUACGUGAUCGAGCGUUAUGCAUGAUAUUGCAUAUUGACGUGCGACCGCAUAGUAAAUCCUGAAACGGUAUGCAGUCGGUCUCAUUGUAGAUCCGAUCGUAUUGAAACGGAUAUCGUAACGGCGCAAGAUAGCGAACGGUACAAGUUUUACGUGAACGUGAGAUUUCGCAAUAACGUACGAGGAACCGCGUGCCGGCGCACAUUGAUCUACCGCGAGCACGGAAAUUGGUUAUUGAAAAAAUGGCGGCCGACAUUCCAGUGCAAAAUAAGAACCGAAUGAUGGUGUUUAAGAACAAAGGCAAGGAUCAGGAGGAGAUGAGAAGAAGACGCAAUGAAGUGACAGUAGAAUUACGUAAAAAUAAGCGGGAGGAGACAUUACAAAAAAGACGAAAUGUACCUAUUACAGAUUCAACAGAUGAGGAUGACAUUGAUAAAAAUCUUUCGAAGAUGAGUUUGGAAGAACUGGUAGCAAAAGCAGGCAGUUCAGACCCAGCAGUACAAUUACAAGCUGUGCAAUCAGCAAGGAAAUUAUUAUCUUCAGAUCGUAAUCCGCCUAUUGAUCCAUUGAUAGAGAGUGGCAUUUUACCAAUUUUAGUUCGUUGUCUCGAACAGCAUAACAAUCCAUCGUUGCAAUUUGAAGCAGCCUGGGCUUUAACAAAUAUUGCAAGUGGAACAUCGGCUCAAACGCAAGCUGUGGUAGCUGCUGGUGCAGUUCCACUCUUUUUGCACUUGUUACUUUCAAGUCAGCAGAAUGUGUGUGAACAAGCUGUGUGGGCCUUAGGUAACAUUAUUGGAGAUGGUCCCCAACCUAGAGAUUACGUUAUUAAUCUUGGUGUUGUACAGCCAUUGCUAACAUUUAUUAAACCAGAUAUACCUAUUACGUUUUUACGUAAUGUAACAUGGGUCAUUGUAAACUUAUGUAGGAAUAAAGAUCCACCGCCUCCAGUUCAAACCAUAAAGGAUAUUUUGCCUGCUCUAAAUGUGCUUAUUCAUCAUAGCGACAUUAAUAUUCUUGUUGAUACCGUGUGGGCCUUGAGCUAUUUGACUGAUGGUGGAAACGAGCAAAUUCAAAUGGUUAUAGACAGCGGUGUUGUGCCACGUCUAAUACCGCUUCUUUCGCACAAAGAAGUUAAAGUCCAAACUGCUGCUCUUCGAGCAGUCGGAAAUAUUGUGACUGGUACAGAUGAGCAAACGCAAACUGUUUUAAAUUGUGAUGCUCUUUCGCAUUUUCCCAAUUUAUUGACUCAUCCCAAGGAAAAGAUUUGUAAAGAAGCAGUUUGGUUUCUUUCGAAUAUUACCGCUGGCAAUCAAUCCCAAGUCCAAGCGGUUAUCGAUGCGGGAUUAUUACCACUUAUUAUUCGUAAUUUAGCAAAGGGAGAGUUUCAAACUCAGAAAGAAGCUGCAUGGGCAAUUAGCAAUCUCACUAUAAGCGGUAACAGAGAACAAGUUGCGCGACUUAUACAAGAAGGUGUUAUUGGUCCAUUUUGCGAUCUCUUGUCGUGUAAAGAUACUCAAGUUGUACAGGUGGUAUUAGAUGGCAUCCACAACAUGCUUAAACUCGCGGGUCCACACGUUGAACAUUUGGCAAACAUGAUCGAAGAAUGUUCCGGUUUGGAUAAAAUUGAAUUGUUGCAAAACCAUGAAAAUGUAGAUAUUUACAAAUUAGCAUACGAUAUCAUCGAGCAAUAUUUCUCAGAAGAGGCGGAUGAUGCACCUUUGACGUCACAGGAAGCUUUUGAAUUUGAUCAGACGACGAGUAUUCCGAGUGAAGGUUAUAAAUUCUGAGAGGGCCUCCACUUUUUAUCCAAUUGUGCCGUCCCCCGACAAACUCCAACGUGGAGCCAUCUUGCUUUCUCUUUCCUAUUUCUACAUCUUCCUGCUCCGAUGAAAGCAUAGCAAUAUGAAUUUACUGCUAAUGAAUUGAGAAUUAUCGCGUUUGCUGAUCUAAUGUGUGAUUUAUCAAUUUAUCCGUACUGGAAAGCCAGAACGCAAGUAAGAUAAUUGAUUGUGGAAUGAAGGAGCUGGUAAUUAUCAAACCGAGUGUCUAUGUACUUUGAUUUUUUUCUUUCCUUACUCUGAUAAAUGUAUACGUUACCUCUUUUCUUUUAUAAUACAUGAUAAACGUAUUAGCGAAGUCAUUAGCUUCGGAGCUAAUGAAACAUAUACGAGUAAAUUAUUCUAGUAAAAUCUAAUUAGCUGCACGUUGGGAUGCACAGGAAAUAAAAAGGAUUUCUAUUGCUUGAUCAUGCUGUUCUCUAAUCUAACUCAGGACGAGUCUUGGUUAGCGAUAUUACUUUUAUAAAAUAAUUCGUGUAUAUUUUAGGCAUGUUAAAUUUAUAAUGAUAUUGAUUACUAAAUAAAUGAAUCAUUGACUACUC
Molecule: messenger RNA, 2565 nt
Organism: Linepithema humile (Argentine ant)
Lineage: Eukaryota; Metazoa; Arthropoda; Insecta; Hymenoptera; Formicidae
Gene: Kap-alpha3
Product: karyopherin alpha3
Biological process (GO): NLS-bearing protein import into nucleus
Cellular component (GO): cytoplasm; nucleus
Molecular function (GO): protein binding; nuclear import signal receptor activity
Source: RefSeq, a predicted model, not a curated record